UCCUUUUCCACUCUUCCCACCCACUCCGUAACUUUGCCUUGCCAUGGCCACCAACUCCAUGGCUGGCUUGAUCACCGGUGCUCAUUCUCAUCUCUCACGUGACUCUGAUGAGCAUCAGGUUCCUACCCGUCAAGGUUCAUCAAAAACAUGUCGAGUUUGUGGUGAUGAGAUUGGAUAUAAGGAAAAUGGGGAGCGGUUCGUGGCUUGUCAUGUCUGUGGAUUUCCUGUUUGUCGACCAUGUUAUGACUAUGAGAGGAGUGAAGGGAACCAGUGCUGUCCUCAAUGCAACACACGCUAUAAACGUCACAAAGGUUGUCCUAGAGUGGUUGGGGAUGAGGAUGAGAACUCUGAUGCAGAUGAUUUUGAUGAUGAGUUUCAGAUUAAGAAUCAUCGUGAAGAUCUAGAUCGGCAAUAUGAUGUUAAUCAUGUGGAAAAUGGGGACUACAAUAAAGAGAAGUUGCAUCCCAAUGGUCAAGCUUUCUCUUCAGCUGGGAGUGUUGCUGGCAAGGAUUUUGAAGGGGACAAAGAUUUUUAUAGCAACGAAGAAUGGCAAGAAAGAGUAGAGAAGUGGAAAGUGAGGCAAGAAAAGAGAGGUCUUCUAAACAAAGAAGACGGAAAAGAAGACCAAGGUGAAGAUGAUGAUUACCUUUUGGCAGAAGCUAGACAACCAUUGUGGCGCAAGGUUCCAAUAUCUUCAAGCUUAAUCAAUCCAUAUCGCAUAGUAAUUGUGAUGAGGCUGGUGAUCCUUUGUUUCUUCUUCCGUUUUCGGAUCUUAACUCCAGCAUACGAUGCAUUUGCCUUGUGGCUUAUCUCAGUGAUAUGUGAGAUAUGGUUUGCACUGUCAUGGAUUCUUGAUCAGUUCCCAAAGUGGUUCCCCAUCACACGUGAGACCUACUUGGAGCGUUUGUCCUUAAGGUUUGAGCGUGAAGGGGAGCCAAACCAACUUGCUCCAGUUGAUGUGUUUGUGAGUACUGUUGACCCUUUGAAGGAACCUCCCAUCAUAACAGCAAACACUGUCCUUUCAAUCCUUUCUGUUGACUAUCCUGUUGACAAGGUCAGCUGCUAUGUCUCAGAUGAUGGUGCUUCUAUGCUUCUCUUUGAUUCUUUGGCAGAAACUGCUGAGUUUGCAAGAAGAUGGGUUCCCUUUUGCAAGAAGUAUAACAUUGAGCCAAGGGCUCCUGAGUUUUACUUCUCUCAGAAAAUUGAUUACUUGAAGGAUAAGGUCCAACCAACUUUUGUCAAGGAAAGAAGGGCCAUGAAGAGAGAGUAUGAAGAGUUUAAGGUGAAAAUUAAUUCUUUGGUGGCAAAGGCUCAAAAGAAACCAGAGGAGGGGUGGGUGAUGCAAGAUGGAACUCCUUGGCCUGGGAACAACACUCGUGAUCAUCCAGGAAUGAUUCAGGUGUAUUUAGGAAGUGCUGGUGCACUUGACGUGGAAGGCAAGGAACUACCGCGACUUGUGUAUAUUUCACGUGAAAAACGUCCUGGCUAUCCCCACCACAAGAAAGCUGGUGCCAUGAAUGCUUUGGUUCGAGUUUCUGCUGUGCUUACAAAUGCACCAUUCAUGUUGAAUCUGGAUUGUGAUCACUACAUCAAUAAUAGUAAGGCAGUAAGAGAGGCUAUGUGCUUCUUAAUGGACCCCAACCUUGGGAAGAAGCUGUGUUAUGUCCAAUUUCCCCAAAGAUUUGAUGGUAUUGAUCGCCACGAUAGAUAUGCUAAUCGCAACACUGUGUUCUUUGAUAUCAAUAUGAAAGGACUUGAUGGGAUUCAAGGUCCAGUAUAUGUUGGUACUGGAACUGUGUUCAAUAGACAGGCAUUAUAUGGCUAUGAUCCACCAGUGUCUGAGAAAAGGCCAAAGAUGACAUGUGACUGCUGGCCAUCAUGGUGUUGCUUUUGCUGUGGUGGUUCAAGGAAGUCCAAGUCUAAAAAGAAAUCAGGAAAAGGUCUCUUCAGUGUUUUCUCCAAGAACAAGAAGAAGAAAAUGAUGGGAAAAGACUAUGUUAGAAAAGGGUCAGGGUCCAUGUUUGAUCUUGAGGAGAUUGAAGAGGGGCUUGAAGGGUAUGAUGAGCUUGAGAAAUCAUCUCUCAUGUCCCAGAAAAGCUUCGAGAAGCGAUUCGGGCAGUCACCGGUUUUCAUUGCAUCUACAUUGGUGGAAAAUGGAGGACUUCCUGAAGGCACAAACAGCCAAUCAUUGGUUAAGAGACCUUUUCCUGAUUUCUUUUUAGACUUGGACUCUGUCACAGCAAAAGCAGCAGAAGACACUGAAUUUGGAGAGUUGUAUCUCUUCAAGUGGACCACUCUUCUCAUUCCACCAACCACUCUCAUAAUCUUGAACAUUGUUGGAGUUGUGGCUGGAGUCUCUGGUGCCAUCAACAAUGGAUAUGGCUCAUGGGGACCUUUGUUUGGGAAGUUGUUUUUUGCCUUCUGGGUCAUUGUUCACUUAUACCCUUUCCUCAAAGGUCUCAUGGGAAAGCAAAACAGGACUCCUACCAUUAUACAGAUUGGAUGGAUUUAUGGGUCAGUGACAGAAGAUAUUUUGACUGGAUUUAAGAUGCACUGCAGAGGAUGGAAAUCAGUGUAUUGCAUGCCAAAGAGAGCAGCAUUCAAAGGAUCUGCUCCUAUAAAUCUAUCAGAUAGGUUGCACCAAGUUCUAAGGUGGGCUCUUGGUUCUGUUGAGAUUUUCCUUAGUCGACACUGCCCCUUGUGGUAUGGCUAUGGAGGAAAACUGAAGUACCUAGAAAGAUUGGCUUACACUAACACCAUUGUUUAUCCAUUCACUUCCAUCCCUCUGCUUGCAUACUGCACAAUUCCUGCCGUGUGUCUCUUAACUGGAAAAUUCAUCAUCCCCACACUUACCAACCUUGCUAGCGUUUGGUUUAUGGCUCUAUUUAUCUCCAUCAUUUUAACUAGUGUGCUUGAGCUCCGAUGGAGUGGAGUGACCAUAGAAGACUUGUGGCGCAACGAGCAGUUUUGGGUGAUUGGAGGCGUUUCUGCUCACCUUUUUGCUGUGUUUCAAGGGCUCCUCAAAGUUCUUGGUGGAGUAGAUACCAACUUCACUGUCACAGCAAAAGCAGCAGAAGACACUGAAUUUGGAGAGUUGUAUCUCUUCAAGUGGACCACUCUUCUCAUUCCACCAACCACUCUCAUAAUCUUGAACAUCGUUGGAGUUGUGGCUGGAGUCUCUGGUGCCAUCAACAAUGGAUAUGGCUCAUGGGGACCUUUGUUUGGGAAGUUGUUUUUUGCCUUCUGGGUCAUUGUUCACUUAUACCCUUUCCUCAAAGGUCUCAUGGGAAAGCAAAACAGGACUCCUACCAUUGUAAUCCUUUGGUCAAUCCUUCUAGCAUCCAUUUUCUCUUUGAUUUGGGUCAGGAUUGAUCCCUUCUUGCCCAAGCAAACUGGUCCAGUGCUCAAACAAUGUGGAGUAGAAUGCUAAGUUUCUAUGGAGAAUGGAGAGGCAUGUGAAUGUCCCAACUUCAUUUGAUGAGUAAUGGCACUUGUAUGCAUGCUUUUUGUUGUUACUACUAUUGGGUGAAUUGCCUUAAUGAGAAGAUUUAUUUGGGUAGAUAGUUUUAAAGAAGAAAAUUGGGUCAAAUUGUAAUGUGUUCCUUUCAUGAUGAACAACCAUAUAUCAUAGCUGUUGUCAUUGUUUGAGAAAACAUUAUGAGUUUUGGGGCUAUUAGAUGAAUUUUCAUCUAUUGUUAAUUGAUUCUUGAAAAUUAGAGUCAGUUUUUUUUGCCAACUUGA
This is a messenger RNA of Cajanus cajan (pigeon pea), 3741 nucleotides long. The record is from RefSeq and is a predicted model, not a curated record. NCBI's taxonomy places the organism in Eukaryota, Viridiplantae, Streptophyta, Magnoliopsida, Fabales, Fabaceae.